CAACAUUCUGAAUGCUGUUUCCAAUGACCCUACAGAGCCGUAUCGAUACUGCAGGGCAGCAAAAGAAACUUUGGUCGUCGCCACCAGAGCAGAUACCUCUGGGCCAUGGACACCACAUUCAGCCCAGUGCAAACAGCCUUGCGAGGCGUCUACGAGCGUCCGAAGACAGAGAUUCCGACGAUUCUCUUGUACACCGUAUAUCCCCAUGCCACUCCAACCUCCUUUCUCGCAUUCAAGGUCACGAAAUGUACGGAAACGGCGACACCAACACGGAACGUGAAGAUGAAAGGGCGCUUAUCUCAGAUUUCAUGACGGUCCAGUCGCCUUUUGCCAGCGAAAAUGCCACAAAAACCUUGCGCCGUUCUGCUCACUUUUCUCGCUCUGCUACUCCCACCGCCAAUCCGGGCUCAACACUGGCUCAAAUGUUCCCAGAUCCAUCCACCUCGAAAUACAUCUCCUCCGCCGCCAUUCAACGGAAGAGCAUACUAUAUGAAGACUCUGCAACUCCUUCCAGUGGUUCACCGCAAAUACGUGCCGAUGUUGCACGCACGACACUGAUAUCUGCCAUAUCACAAAAUGCCAAGCUCAGAAGAGGGCCUACGACGAUGGAUAUGAGUUGUUUAGGGGGGAAAGUAAAUGCUGUUGUCACAAAUGAAGCCAACGAGCUGUUUCUCGACACUAUCCAAAGAGCGAAAACAGAACUACGCGAAAAACAAGCAGUCACGUCGGACGAUGAGUCGCCCGCAUCGACAUUUCUGAAGGGUUUAUCACCCUCUUUGAUCAAAGAAACAAAGACAUGGUCUCAGUCCCUUGUUUCAUCGGUUCAUACAACAGCGGAGCCAGAAAAACCAAAAAUCCUCCCGGCUGCCCCCAGAGUCAUGCUUAGCCCUGGUAUUCGCCUUGUCGAAUCUAUGCUGCAGGCAGGUUCUGACUUGACUUUGCCCCAACCAGACGAAGAACUUGAACCAGACAGCAUAAUGCAUGCCACGCGUAUGCCGCGUCCAUCAUCGUCCUAUCAUCGGAACAAUAUGCCCUCUCAUACUGUCCGUUCUGACAGCAGAACGAAUCGUAGCUUUCAUAAUGAUGCUUCCGCGUCCAGACAUCACCGGUAUACGUCCGAGCUCAAAACUCGCUCAUCUCGUCAUUCAAAAUCACCUCUUCGCUCCUUCUCUCCGGUAAACCGCAAACCCAGUCAUUACGAUGCUCGUAGUCCUAGUCCCGAUACCCAUCAAUCCCGUACACCCCGCAUCUUCUCUAACCAAAGAUCUAGUCAUGACCAGAGCCGCAGUCCACACCGGGGGCGUCCAGAAAAGAGAUCUCAUCGAGAUUAUUCUGACCCGUCUCCUCGGAGAGAUAAUUACAGCGCCCAAAAUCGUAGCACAUCAUCUAAGUGCCAGUCAAGAUAUGAUCGAAGACGCCAAUAUCCCGACAGCUCUCGGCGUCUAAACCGCGAAUCAUUAUCGCCAGCACGAGGAGACCCAUCUAAACGUGAUUCCCAAUGGACAACAGAAGCGAAAACCGAACACCACACGGUAUAUGAUGAACCGGAACCCAUGCACAAUCUCCACAGUGUUUCCGAUGUCCCGGGUGUGUGGGCUUUCCAACUCUCUCGCGACAGUCCAGACAUUUUGGAAUAUUCCUUCAGCGUCGGCGAGGAAAUUGCCGCAAAAUGGAACCUUACAAGAGAGAACAACUGGGUUGUCACGGAAGAAAAAACAAGAGAUGAAUUGUUCUUGCACCUUAUAUGUCUCCCUACUGCACUUGCUGUCCCGACACUCGAUUCUCUCUUAAUAGAAUCAUCACAAGAACCAAAAGCUGUUGCAAGUGCUCUUUGGAACAUGCAGACAGAAUGGCCAGAGCAGGGAUCACUUAUCAUUGAAAUAAAUCCUGGAAAAACAACAGGAAGAGUCCUUUUCCCUGGUGAUCUCAGUAACAUACACAAUCCUUUGGAAAUUACUCACGCAAUCCAGAAAGGUAUUAAUACAAUUCGUUUUGUUCAGCUAACUGGUAUGCAAAAGUCCUUCUUCCUUCUUGCCUCUCAACGAGAUAUUCCUACGCUUGACUUGACAGUACUGGAUGAGAUUUUGCAAUUUCGGACGCCAUGACUUACCCAUUGUUCGUGUCGCAUUAUUUAUUAUUAUUGCUGUUGAUUUUGCUUUAUUACGUGUAUAUCAGAGUACCUAGUUGUAGUCUGUAGCUAUAGUUGAAUCUUAAUUCCUUUAACAAGCA
This is a messenger RNA of Guyanagaster necrorhizus, 2229 nucleotides long. RefSeq lists its product as uncharacterized. The record is from RefSeq and is a predicted model, not a curated record. Bases 24 to 2105 code for a protein of 693 amino acids. Lineage: Eukaryota; Fungi; Basidiomycota; Agaricomycetes; Agaricales; Physalacriaceae. The transcript has 4 exons.